Messenger RNA from Fundulus heteroclitus (mummichog), 2215 nucleotides. Its product is annotated as probable G-protein coupled receptor 21. The transcript has a single exon. Bases 1078 to 2130 code for a protein of 350 amino acids. NCBI's taxonomy places the organism in Eukaryota, Metazoa, Chordata, Actinopteri, Cyprinodontiformes, Fundulidae. Gene Ontology annotation, cellular component: membrane. Gene Ontology annotation, molecular function: G protein-coupled receptor activity; peptide binding. The record is from RefSeq and is a predicted model, not a curated record. Gene Ontology annotation, biological process: G protein-coupled receptor signaling pathway.
UGUGAGUUUUUUUGCCCUUUAGCAGAUCAGCAGCCAUUGAAACACCCAGACCAGCCUACUGGACUCCAACCAUCACGGCACGUUCAAACUAGCUUAGAUCCUGGUACUCAGUUUGAACGCCAGGAAGUCUCAUUCCCCGUGUCACCGAUUCCCCAAAUGCAUCACGUUGCUGUCGUGUGAUUGGCUGAUUGGAUUGGGAACAGGUGUACCUAAUGAAGUGGCCAGCAUGUGUGUAUAAACACACACUAGUUUCCAAAUCUGGCUCAAUAAUGAGGACAGAAAAUGUUCCAAAUGUUUGGCAGCGAAACGGAUCGUCUUCCCUGCAGGAGCCGGAAUCACUGACGGGAUUUCUCUGAGAAAGAAGGAAACGGUCAAAGAGGCGGAGGGGAGAGAAAACGACUGUAGGAGGGAGGAGGGGAGGAGGUCAGAUAAAGGAAAGGGGGAGGAGAGGAAGGAGGCACGGACAGAGCUGCAGCGGAGGCAGCUCCUCCUCUCCUCAUGCCGGCUGCCACAAAGAAUCCUGGAGACGCGAGCCAUCACCAGACGUCUCCGUCUGCAGAGCCGAGCCCCCGGCGUGCUUUUCCUCUUCACCUCUCUCUGUCCUGAGGCGGUCUGAGGAUGUGCUGAACACGCUGGGAUCCUUUUCCUUCCCCUGCAGCUAAAGAAGGAGAAGCCUGGAUGCGUUCUGGUGGCCGUGUGCCGGCGCAGAGAGCUCACCUCAGGAUCUGCAGCUGAGAGGCUGGUGGUGAUAAAUGGCUGUGAGAGGAAGGCGGCUCUCACCGCAGCGUCAGCCUCGCUCCUUUUUCUCCGGGCUGGCAUUGUUUCUCCUCUUCACGCCUCUCUGCAGUUGCACACAUGCAAACGCGGCCAGCUAGCAGCGGUGGAGUCUGGCUGCAUUAUGCAAGCAUUGGUGAGUGACUGCUGCUGUAAGGCCGGGCUGGGGGGGGGGAAAGAUGCUGAUUGAGGAGAACGGCAGCUUUGCUUUGCUUUCUGAGCAGAAGGCAAACACCUCGAGGAUUUAAAGAGUCUUUAAAGAUGGGAUGACGGCUGUGUGGAGCUGAACCUGACCCUUCAGUCAUGAACUCUUCCUCCAGUGCAAACCAGAGCAGUCCCCCUUUGUUCUGUCUGCUGGGUUAUUCCCACAGCCUGGACACCUGCAUGCUGGAGGUGGCCGUCAUCCUCUUCCUCGCCGUGCUCAUCAUCGCUGGCAACCUGGUGGUGAUCUCCGUCUUCCACUGCGCGCCGCUGCUGCACCACCACACCACCGGCCACUUCAUUCAGACCAUGGCCUACGCCGACCUGCUGGUGGGCCUCUGCUGCCUGGUGCCCUCGCUGUCGCUCCUCCACUACCUGCGGGGCCUGAACGAGGAGCUCGCCUGCAAAGCCUUCGGCUACGUCGUUUCCGUGCUGAAGAGCGUCUCCAUGGCCUCCCUGGCCUGCAUCAGCGUGGACCGCUACAUCGCCAUCACCCGGCCGCUGUCCUACGGCACGCUGGUGACGCCGUGCCGCCUGAGGGCGUGCAUCGUCCUCGUCUGGGCGUACUCCGCCCUCAUCUUCCUGCCCUCUUUCUUCGGCUGGGGGAAGCCGGGGUAUCACGGCGACGUGUUCCAGUGGUGCGCCGACUCGUGGGAGACCAACCCGACGUUCAGCACCUUCAUCGUGGCGCUGCUCUACGCACCGGCGGCGCUCACCGUCUGCUUCACCUACGGGAGCAUCUUCCGCAUCUGCCGGCAGCACACCAGGGAGAUCAGCCAACGCCACGCCCGCUUCAGCUCACAGACGGAGAGCGGCGGGGGCGAGCGGUGCGAGGGCUGCACGGACAAACGCUACGCCAUGGUGCUGUUCCGCAUCACCAGCGUCUUCUACGUGCUGUGGAUGCCGUACAUCCUCUACUUCCUCCUGGAGAGUUCUGGGCUGUAUCGCCACAUGGCGGCGUCCUUCCUCACCACGUGGCUGGCCAUCAGCAACAGCUUCUGCAACUGUCUCAUCUACAGCCUCUCCAACAGCGUCUUCCGAAAAGGGCUGGGCAACCUCCUGAGCCCUCUGCUCCCAUCCUGCCUCAGCUGUGCCGAAGCUAAAAAGGCUCCACCGCCCGGCAGCCUGCGGACGGACACUCGAUGCCCCGUGUGACGCCAUGGAGUCACGGUUAAAAUGUUUUCCAACCAUCUGUUCGGUGGGACGCCGGCCUUUCUGGGUCCGGAAGUUACCUGCAUCG